This is a messenger RNA of Populus euphratica (Euphrates poplar), 1742 nucleotides long. Its product is annotated as protein IQ-DOMAIN 1-like. Gene Ontology annotation, molecular function: protein binding. Lineage: Eukaryota; Viridiplantae; Streptophyta; Magnoliopsida; Malpighiales; Salicaceae. The coding region runs from base 68 to 1723 and encodes 551 amino acids. The transcript has 6 exons. The record is from RefSeq and is a predicted model, not a curated record.
UCUAGGCACUUCUUAGCUUCUAGUGUGAUGUGAAGAGUUUUUUAUAUCUUUCUAGCCUCCUCUCAAUAUGGGAAAGAAUGGUGGUACCUCAUGGUUGAACAUCGUGAAAAGAGCAUUCAGGUCUCCAAGUAAAGAGAAUGGGAAAAAGAGUAGCAGAAGGAGAGAAGAACAAGACCAGGAAGAGGAAGAAAAGAAAAGAGAGAAAAGAAGAUGGCUUUUUAGAAAGACGUCCAGCACUAACCAUGUCCCAGUUCAACGAUGUGAAGAAAAUAUUGCAAUAACGAACACAACAAGUACUACCACAGCACCCUUGAGUCCUGCUUUGGAUGCUGAGAAAAAACUUGCAGUGGCAGUGGCAGCAGCCACAGCUGCGGCAGCUGAUGCUGCAGCUGUAACAGCCCAAGCAGCAGUAGAGAUUGUUAGACUCACUAGACCAGCUUCCAUCUUUGUUAGAACUAAACUCUGGGCUGCUAUUGCCAUUCAAACGGCCUUUAGAGGUUACCUAGCAAGGAGAGCUCUACGUGCACUGAAAGGGCUAGUGAAGCUUCAAGCUUUGGUAAGAGGACACAAUGUGAGAAAGCAAGCGAAGCUAACACUUCAAUACAUGCAAGCGCUAGCUCGAGUACAAGAUCGAGUCCGUGACCACCGAGCAAGGCUUUCACAUGAAGGGAGCAGAAGGUCCAUGUUUUCUGAGACUAAUAGCUCGUGGGAGUUCAAAUAUCUCCACGACAUCCGUGAGAGGAAGUCCAUGUCGAGAGAUGUAAGCUCCGUUCUAAAUGAUUGGGAUGAUCGUCCAUGCACUAAUGAAGAGAUUGAAGCCAUGGUGGAAAGUAAGAAGGAAGCUGCAUUAAAACGUGAAAAGGCCCUGGCUUAUGCUUUCUCUAGUCAGAUAUGGAGGUCUAGAAGGAACCCAUCAGCAGGGGAUGAAAAGGAACUUGAAGACAGAACAGGAUGGCUUGAUCGCUGGAUGGCAGCAAAGCAAUGGGAGACAAGUAGCGGGGCAAUAACAGAUAGAAAAGACAACAGUAUAAAGACUGUAGAAAUGGACACAUCGAGACCAUUUUCAUAUUCUACGACAACUUCUUCUCAAAGAUUACAAUGCCAAAAUCACCUACAAAAACAAAGCCCCAGACAUUCUAUUGCUUCUCCUCUCCAUAGAUCACACUCCAGUCUUUCUCUCCACCAAUCGCCAAUCACACCCUCUCCUUGCAAACCCAAGCCCCUUCAAGUACGUUCAGCCAGUCCAAGAUGCCUAAAAGAAGGAAACAAAUGCUACUCAGCAGCACAUACUCCAAGCUUGAGCUCUAGAUAUUUCAUGAACAAUGGUGUUGGUCGAUAUGGAAUGGUGGGUGGAAGUGGGUGCGCUGCUACAAUCUUGCCAAACUACAUGGCAGCAACUGAGUCAGCAAAGGCUCGUGUUAGGCCACAGAGUGCACCAAGGCAGAGACCAUCGACACCUGAGAGAGAACGUGGUGGAUCGGUUGCGAAGAAACGUCUGUCAUUCCCAGUUCAAGAUCAUGGACCACAUGGAAAUGGUGUUGGCAUUAUUGGCUACAGUAGCAAUAGGAGCUUCAGUCAGAAUUUAAGGAGCCCUAGCUUCAAGAGUGUGCAUGGUUGCCACUUUGGAAUGGGAGAGCAAUCAAAUUAUUUCUCAUGUUAUAAUGAGAGCUCUGGUGGAGAAAUAUCUCCUUGUUCCACGACUGACCUUUGGUGGUUAAAAUAAGAAAUUUUUAAUUGGGUUA